Pararge aegeria (speckled wood butterfly) is the source of this 1296-nucleotide messenger RNA. Its product is annotated as osteopetrosis-associated transmembrane protein 1. The record is from RefSeq and is a predicted model, not a curated record. Bases 144 to 1001 code for a protein of 285 amino acids. NCBI's taxonomy places the organism in Eukaryota, Metazoa, Arthropoda, Insecta, Lepidoptera, Nymphalidae. The transcript has 5 exons. Gene Ontology annotation, cellular component: cytosol.
CAGCAGCAAAUUGAAAACCAAAACACAAAGUUGAUCGAAAACAAUUAAUGUUUUUCCGAAAAUUUAUCCAUUAAAUACUAGAUUAAAGCUCUCUCUACGUUUUAAAAGAUCGAUCACUUAAUAUUAAAUCGUGUGGAUAUAAAAUGUUAAAGUUCUACGUCUUGUUUGCAAUAUUUACUAUUGAUAGAGUCAAAGCAGAUACUACAAAUAUCAAUAAUGAUUUGCAGUCCAAGUUAAUACAACAAUACAAUGGUGAAGGGUAUUUAUUUCCAUACCCUUAUCAGUGCAUGGACAUUUUGAAAGAAUUUGCGGAGCAUGCAUCUAAUUUUACACUAUGUGCAAUUUUAAACGCUCGGCCUAUUACUCUUUGCGAGAAGUGUGUUGGGAAUUAUGUGAGCUUUCGUGAUAAAUACAAAGAGCUACUCGAUACAGUUGUAAAUGGGACAUCCUGCAAAACAAUAUUCCUGUACCGUGACAGGUUAAAUGCAGUGCAAGAGUAUCACAACAAUAUUUUGAAUGUUUGGGACAUGGGCAAUUGUAACGAAUGUUUUAACUGGACCAUGGGAAUCCCCUCACUUAAAAGUACCACAAUAGAUUUUCACAGAAUGUCUAAUGAUACAAUGAAUUGUAUCAUCAAAUAUAUGGUUCCUAACAGUAGUGAAGUUUGUAACAAAUGUAUGCAGUAUUAUGAACAACUGGAUGAUUUCUAUAAAACUUUGAGUUCAGAUUCAAUUGGUGUUGAUAGUGUUUGUAUGGACAUUGUAGAUUCUAUGAAUGCUACAAGGUCCAUUUGGAGUAAAAGUCUCAGCUGUUGUAACCUGAGGAGGACACCUGAAAUGAUAUUUUUGAGCUGUGCAGGCAUUAUUUCAUUCUUGCCUAUAUUAUAUUACAUUAGUUUGAGAUAUUGUGGACCAAUUCGAGAUUUACCAAAUGUGUUAAAACAAUCAAGAUUUAAACAGACAAUCUUAAGAGGGCUUUCAAUCGAUAGUAGGAGUGACUAGAAAAUAGAGAUGUACCGACUAAAAUUUUGGUCAACUAGUCAACGAGUAAAUAUAUGAUAGCCAUUGGUAAGCUGGUGAUGUCUAGUUAUAAUUUUUAUUGGUAUUGUAAAAUAUUCACCUCGACACUUACACACUCAUCAAUAUUUAAAAUAAUCAUCAUUUGAACCUAUUCUUUGUUUUCCAAGCAUAAUAGUAAAAAUAAAAUAGCUUCAUUACAAAAAAGUCAGCUUAACAGAUUGGUCGGUACAUCUCUAUUAGAAGUAGAUAAAUAAUAAUUCAAUUAUAAAAUUGUUAU